Molecule: messenger RNA, 1130 nt
Organism: Populus trichocarpa (black cottonwood)
Lineage: Eukaryota; Viridiplantae; Streptophyta; Magnoliopsida; Malpighiales; Salicaceae
Product: folate transporter 1, chloroplastic
Exons: 11
Coding region: 57-989 (310 amino acids)
Biological process (GO): folate import into mitochondrion; nucleotide transport
Cellular component (GO): chloroplast envelope
Molecular function (GO): FAD transmembrane transporter activity; folic acid transmembrane transporter activity
Source: RefSeq, a predicted model, not a curated record
UUUUUUUUCUCUUUCAAGUUUCUUUCUGCCAACGCAGUCCAACAUCCAGUCUCGUAAUGUCAGACUCAAAAUGGCAAUGGGAAAAUGCCACAGCCGGUGCCGUCGCAGGCUUCGCCACAGUCGCCGCCGUGCACCCUCUUGAUGUCGUACGUACUAGAUUUCAAGUUGACGAUGGUCGUGUCGUCAAUCUCCCAACUUACAAGAACACUGCACAUGCUAUUUUAAACAUUGCUCGCUUAGAGGGAUUAAAAGGGCUUUAUGCAGGCUUCUUUCCUGCAGUUCUUGGCUCAACUGUUUCCUGGGGUUUGUAUUUUUUCUUUUAUAGUAGAGCCAAACAAAGGUAUUCUAAAAACAGGGAUGAGAAGCUGAGCCCUGGUCUUCAUCUUGCAUCUGCUGCAGAAGCUGGAGCUUUGGUUUGCUUUUGUACAAAUCCUAUCUGGCUUGUAAAGACAAGAUUGCAGCUUCAGAAUCCUCUUCACCAAACUCGGAGAUAUUCUGGGUUUUAUGAUGCCUUGAAAACAAUUAUGAGAGAGGAAGGAUGGAGAGCACUGUAUAAAGGAAUUGUUCCCAGUCUUUUUCUGGUUUCUCAUGGUGCUGUCCAGUUCACAGCUUAUGAGGAACUUCGUAAAGUUAUUGUUGACUAUAAAGCCAAACAAAGAAAAGAAGAUUGUAAAAGUGCUGAUACUGAUCUGUUGAAUUCAGUUGAUUACGCUGUCCUUGGGGGUUCUUCUAAAAUCGCUGCCAUUAUUCUGACAUAUCCAUUUCAGGUUAUUCGGUCCCGACUACAGCAACGGCCCAGUAUGGAAGGAAUUCCAAGAUAUAUGGAUAGUUGGCAUGUCAUGAAGGCAACUGCUCGGUUUGAAGGUUUCCGAGGUUUUUACAAGGGCAUAACACCUAACCUUCUGAAAAACGUUCCUGCUUCUUCGAUAACAUUUAUUGUCUAUGAAAACGUCCUGAAGUUGCUAAAACUGGGAAGAACAAGCGACUGAGAUUUUUCUUGUUUGUAUUUUCUUCACUCUUUUAGUAGAAUUUUUGACAAUGCCAUCAAAGAAAAAAAUUAGCACAAACGACGUUGUAAUGAGCUGCUACAAAAAAAAAUAACGGGGAAAAUAUUAUCGAAGUUUGAAGAA